UCUGCUUCAAGACUCUAGUGCUUGCGUUCCAUGCUACAAACGGAUCCGGUAAUCUUGAAUCAUCUUUAACCAAUUUUUUCCAAACAUUCUAUAAUUUUGAAGGAACUGAUGAUGAUUGAAUACCAAAUUUAGAUUUUAUUUUAAAAGCUUUAAGACUUGAAAACACCGAGCUGAAUGACUCGCAUGCAAAAUUUUAAAGUAGUCAAGACUCGGUUUGCAGACCACUUGGACCUUUCACAGUGGAUUUGAGACUCAAUGAACCUUGACUUUGAUUUGUCCCAAUGACUUAAACAUGGCUCAAUAAAUUAAAUCAAAGAAAAAAACGGAUGUUUCAGUGGUUUCGUCUGUAUUUUUUAUAACCUUUAUUCAGUUCCUGAUCUAUUGGGCAGACCAGUUUUUCCUCUGUUUUGUCUCAGUUCCAUCUGUGGAGUGUUUCAACAAAUGAGCAACUGGUUUUCCCUCAACCCUUUGAGCCUUUUGAGUACCAUCAUCUUCACGUUCAGUAGAUUCCCUUUUUUGUUUUUGUACUACCGUAAGGAAAUUCCUCUCUGCAUUUAAAACAUCCUCUUCUAGGAACCUUUCUGGGAUUAGGAGAAGCCCGGGGAUGAUGGGGGUUGGUUGCUUUGCUCAGAGUUACUCCAGCUGUUGAUCUGACCUUCCACUUACAUGGCAAGUUCUCCUUUCACUUGUCCAUGGGCUGCCCAUUUAAAUCUAACUGAUUGACAGCAUUACUGACAGUGUAAUUAUGGGAUGCAGAGCGAGAGAGGCUGCUGAGCUCUGUUGAUGCAUUUAUGUUAAUAAACCAUUGACUGACAGUUGACGUCUGAAGAAGUGAUAACAGACAAGUCAUGCUCCGCUACACUGCAAUGACGUCUUUGUGUGGACCUUUGCUCCUGCUCCUCAUGUUAAAAAUCCCCGAGGCACAACAGGAAGAUGAGACAUCUGACACGGACCGAGGUUGGAGACAGAACCUGGUCAGAGUGAUUCCUGGCAGUUUUACAGACAAACACUUUGAACUCCUCUGAACCAUGACGACAUUCGACGACAUCCUGGAAGAAGCCGGCAAGUUCGGCCGGUGUCAGAAGCGCCUCUUUGCCCUGCUUUGUCUGUCGUCCAUUCCUUUCUCAGGUGUGUACGUCGGCAUCGUCUUCCAGGGCUUCACGCCGAACCACUGGUGCCGGGACUCGGCGGUGGUGGAGCGGAGGGAAGCGUGCGGCUGGAGUCUGGCCAACACUCGCAGGCUCACGGUGCCUCUGGUGAACGGCUCUGUCAGGGAUCAGCACAGCAGCUGCAAGCAAUAUGACGUGGACUGGAACAGCACGGCGCUGACAUGUGACACUCUGGAGCUGGACCUGAGCAGAACCCCCAGAACCACCUGCAAGGAAGGCUGGGAGUAUGACUAUGAGGGACGACAGUCCUUUGUUACGGAGUUUGACCUGGUGUGUUCAAAUGAAUGGUUGGUCGACAUGUACCAGGCCACUCUUAACGUGGGAUUCUUGAUCGGGAGCAUCACUAUUGGUUACCUGGCCGACAGGUUUGGCAGAAAGAUGAGUUUCCUCAUGUCGAGCCUGUUGAACGCGAUCACAGGGAUCAUGGUGGCCGUCGCUCCCAACUACGUGUGUUUACUGGUUUUCAGAAUGCUUUACGGGUUCGGCGUGAAAUCGGGCUGGAUGGCCGGAUACGUGAUGUUGACAGAGGUCGUGGGAGUGGAGUACAGACGUACAGUGGGAGUCCUUUACCAGAUGUUCUUCAGCGUCGGCAUCCUCCUCCUCCCUCUGCUCGCUUACUUCAUCACAGACUGGCGCUGGAUACAGGUCGCCAUCACUGCCCCCUACAUCGUCUUCCUGUUCUACUACUGGUUCAUCCCUGAAUCUCCCAGAUGGCUCCUGUCUCAAAACAAAAAGUCCCAAGCAGUGAAGAUCACAGAGGACAUGGCCAAAGAAAACAAGAGGACUCUGUCCAAAAACAUCGAGAAUCUGAGAGACGACAACGCUGCCUCCACCACGGCCUCCUUCAUGGACCUGAUCAGAACUCCAAACAUGAGAAAGCACACGUUAAUCCUCAGCUUCAACUGGUUCACCAGCGCUGUGGUUUACCAGGGUUUGAUCAUGAGACUGGGCAUUCUGGAAGGAAACAUUUACAUCGACUUCCUCAUCUCUGGUCUGGUGGAGUUUCCUGCCGCCUUCCUCAUCCUCUUCACCAUCGAACGUAUCGGCCGGCGACUUCCCUUCGCCUCUGCCAACAUCAUCGCCGGCGCCUCCUGCUUCAUCACCGCCUUCCUUCCCGACAGUUUGCUCUGGUUAAAGACGGUGGCGGCGUGUAUCGGGCGUCUGGGAAUCACCAUGACCUUUGAGAUGGUGAUCUUCGUCAACACUGAGCUCUAUCCGACGUUUGUCAGGAACCUGGGCGUGUCUGUUUGUUCCACUCUGUGUGACGUUGGAGGAAUCGUGGCUCCGUUCCUGCUCUACAGACUCGCUGCCAUCUGGCUGGAGCUGCCGCUCAUCAUCUUCGGUUCUCUGGCAUUCCUGGCCGGAGGUUUGGUUCUGCUGCUUCCUGAAACCAGAGGCGUUCCGCUGCCCGAAACCAUCGACGACAUCGAGUUCCCCAACAAAGUGAAGGAGGCGGUCGCACUGAAGAACCAGCAGUUGACCAACUUGUUGCCAAACAACAAGAACGUGUCGACCAACAAAGACCUGACAUCUGUGUGAACCUCAGUCUGUGAACAAAGUAUUUAUUUAUUUUGUUGAAUCCGCUCUUUGUGAGUGAGUGA
This is a messenger RNA of Solea senegalensis (Senegalese sole), 2770 nucleotides long. RefSeq names its product solute carrier family 22 member 2-like. The transcript has 11 exons. Gene Ontology annotation, biological process: transmembrane transport. Lineage: Eukaryota; Metazoa; Chordata; Actinopteri; Pleuronectiformes; Soleidae. Gene Ontology annotation, cellular component: membrane. The record is from RefSeq and is a predicted model, not a curated record. The coding region runs from base 1029 to 2708 and encodes 559 amino acids.